AGUCGGGAGCGGGUAGUCCUCGGCGGCGAGGCGCGCAUGCGCCCCGGGGCUCGGUCAACGGAGGCGGCCAUGGACGCGCUGGAGUCGUUGUUGGACGAGGUGGCCCUGGAGGGACUCGAUGGCUUGUGUCUGCCCGCCCUGUGGAGUCGUCUGGAGACCCGGGUGCCUCCUUUCCCACUGAUUCUGGAGCCGUACACGCAGGAGUUCCUGUGGCGGGCCCUGGCCACGCACCCGGGCAUCAGCUUCUACGAGGAGCCUCGCGAGCGACCCGACCUGCAGCUCCAAGACCGCUAUGAAGAAAUUGAUCUGGAGACGGGGAUUCUGGAGUCCAGGCGGGACCCGGUGCCUCUGGAGGAUGUCUACCCCAUCCAUAUGAUCCUGGAAAACAAGGACGGCAUCCAGGGCUCCUGCCGCUACUUUAAGGAGAGGAAGAACAUAACCAGCAGCAUCAGGACCAAGACGCUGCAACCCCGCUGUACCAUGGCCGAAGCCUUUGACAGGUGGGGCAAGAAGUUGAUCAUUGUCGCCUCCCAGGACUUGCGCUACAGAGCCCUGAUAGGCAUGGAGGGGGACCCCGACCUCAAGCUCCCUGACUUCUCCUACUGCAUUUUGGAGCGGUUAGGCCGGUCCAGGUGGCAAGGGGAGCUGCAGCGAGACCUUCACACCUCGGCUUUUAAGGUGGACGCCGGGAAGCUGCAUUAUCACCGGAAAAUUCUCAACAAAAACGGACUCAUCACCAUGCAGUCACACGUGAUCCGAUUGCCCACGGGAGCCCAGCAGCACUCAAUCCUCCUCCUCCUGAACCGCUUCCACGUGGACAGGAGGAGCAAGUACGACAUUCUCAUGGAGAAGCUGUCCAUGAUGCUGAGCACGCGCAGCAACCAGAUGGAGACACUGGGCAAGCUUCGAGAGGAGCUGGGGCUGUGUGAAAGGACAUUUAAACGUCUCUACCAGUACAUGCUGAACGCGGGGCUGGCCAAGGUGGUGUCCCUUCCCUUACAGGAGAUUCACCCUGAAUGUGGACCGUGUAAGACCAAGAAAGGGACGGACGUCAUGGUGCGGUGCCUUAGGCUGCGGAAGGAGUUCAAGCGGAAGGUGGACGAUGACCACGAUGAUGAUGAUGACGAGGAGGUCAUCUCCAAGGCCGUGCCACCGGUGGACAUUGUUUUCGAGCGGGACAUGCUCACACAGACCUAUGAGCUCAUUGAGCGCAGAGGCACAAAAGGAAUUUCCCAGGCUGAGAUCCGAGUGGCCAUGAACGUGGGGAAGCUGGAGGCCAGAAUGCUGUGUCGGCUUCUUCAGAGGUUCAAGGUUGUCAAGGGCUUCAUGGAAGACGAGGGUCGGCAGCGGACCACCAAGUACAUCACCUGUGCAUUCGCUGAGGAGAGCGACCUGAGCCGCCAGUAUGCGCGGGAGAAGGCGCGCGGGGAGCUGCUCACCACGGUGAGCUUGGCCUCGGUGCUGGAGGAUGCCCUGCUGCCCGAGCCUGAGGGAGAGGACGCCUUCCUCUCAGAGUCGGACAGCGAGGAGGAGCGCCGCACCAGCAAGCGCAAGGGCCGGGCGCACCAGGGCUCUGCCAGGGCCUCCGCGGACGCCGGCCCUGGCUCACAGCCCCACCACGCUACACAGGGCAAAGGUGGGUGGAAGGCCGGAAAUCUGAAGGUACAGCCAUCUUCCUCUCUGGGAACAGCCGAGGAAAAAGGCUUGGGGGCCAGAGACGGCUUUGGGGACACCAGCAGCUCCUCGGACCUGGUGUCCUGUGUGGAGAGCAAUGGUGGGGACAUCGCUGUGAUCGAGGAGGUCCGGCUAGAUAAGGAGAUCAGCAGUUCCCAGAAGAGCGGGAGACACGGCACGGGCCAGGAUAACUCCCACAAAACCUACCGCCUGCUGAAGCGUAGGAACCUGAUCAUCGAGGCCGUCACCAACCUCCGCCUCAUCGAGAGCCUCUUCACGAUUCAGAAGAUGAUUAUGGACCAGGAGAAACAGGAGGGCGUGGCCACCAAGUGCUGUAAGAAGUCCAUCGUUCGCCUGGUGCGGAACCUGUCCGAGGAGGGGCUCCUGCGGCUCUACCGGACCACCGUGGUGCAGGAUGGCAUCAAGAAGAAGGUGGACCUGGUCGUGCACCCAUCCAUGGAUCAGAAUGACCCUCUGGUCAGAAGUGCCAUCGAGCAGGUUCGCUUCCGCAUCUCCAACUCAAGCACUGCCAACAGGGUGAAGAUUCCCCAGCCCCCAGCACCCCAAGAGGAGAUUGAAGAAGAAAGUCCCGAAGCAGAGGGCCAGAGCGGCCCGGGAGACUCCUCCUAUCUAACCAGCCCCUCUAAGUCUGACAGCACUCGGGCAAAGAAGACGGAAGAGAAAAUGGGUGUGGCUCCACUUAAAAAUUACAAGCCAGUUGUAGUUCCGGGACUUGGGCGUUCCCAGGGGUUUCUGCCCAAAAUGCCUCGGCUGCGGGUGAUCCACACGUUCCUGUGGUACCUAAUCUACGGGCACCCAGCCAGCCACUCGGUGGAGAAGAUGGCCUUCAGCAGUGAGAGGAGACAGGGCAAGGCGGGAGCCCAGCGCUCCUCCCUGGGGAGUGACUGGGAGGCCUCCGAUGCCAAGGACCGCCUGGAAGGCAUUGCUCUCGAGACUGAAGUGGAGCGCUCCCCAGAGACAGUGUACGUGGAUGAUGCCUCAUGGAUGCGCUACGUUCCUCCCAUCCCAAUCCACAGGGACUUCGGCUUUGGCUGGGCUCUUGUCAGUGACAUUCUUCUCUGCCUGCCCCUCUCCAUCUUCGUCCAGAUUGUGCAAGUCAGCUACAAGGUGGACAACCUUGAGGAGUUUCUGAACGACCCCCUGAAGAAGCACACACUCAUCCGGUGCCUCCCCAGGUCCAUCCGGCAGCAGCUCCUUUACAAGAGGCGGUACAUCUUCUCAGUGGUAGAGAACCUUCAGAGACUGUGCUACAUGGGACUUCUGCAGUUUGGCCCCACAGAAAAGUUCCAGGACAAAGAUCAGGUCUUCGUGUACCUGAAGAAGAAUGCGGUCAUCAUCGACACCACCAUCUGUGACCCACAUUACAACAUGGCCCACAGCACACGGCCCUUUGAGAGGCGCCUCUACGUGCUGGACUCCAUGCAGGACGUGGAGAGUUACUGGUUUGACCUGCAGUGUGUCUGCCUCAACACCCCACUAGGCGUGGUACGCUGCCCAUGCGUCCAGAAGAGCAGCCAGGGGCAGGGUGAGGAACAGGAGGGCAGCCUGCAGAAGGAGCAGGAGAAUGCCAUCGACAAGCACAACCUGGAGCGCAAGUGUGCCAUGCUGGAGUACACCACGGGGAGCCGAGAGGUUGUGGAUGAGGGCGUGGUACCUGGAGAUGGGCUGGGAGCCGCUGGGCUCGAUUCUAGUUUCUAUGCCCACCUUAAGCGCAACUGGAUCUGGACCAGUUAUGUCAUCAACAAAUCCAGAAAGGAGAAUGUUGUCGCCGAGAGUGGGUUCACCAUGAGGCUGCAGACCUUCCUGUCCAGGCGCCCCAUACCGCUGGCUGCAGGAGGUACCGGCCGGCUGCCGGUCUGGGGAGACUCGAAAACAAGCACGGAGUUCUUUGCGGAGCGGGAGGAGCUGCUGCAGCUGGAGCAAGAGCCACUGCUGGGCCGCACCCAUCGAGUGCAGGGCGGCAGGAGCCAGAAGCGGAGGCGCGCGAAGAAGGACCCUGGGAAGAGGACCAAGAGGAGUAAGAAAGGGGAGCUUCCAGAACCCGCAGACAAGCGGCUGCGCUACCACGAUGAGGCUGACCAGAGUGCCCUGCAGAGGAUGACACGACUGCGUGUGUCCUGGUCCACGCAGGAGGACGGCCUGCUCAUGCUGUGCCGCAUCGCCAGCAACGUCCUUAAUGCCAAGGUGAAGGGCCCAUUCGUCACAUGGCAGGUGGUGCGGGACAUUCUACACUCUACCUUCGAAGAGUCCCUGGACAAAACUUCUCACUCGGUUGGCCGGAGAGCCCGCUACAUAGUCAAAAACCCUCAGGCCUAUCUCAACUACAAGGUCUGCCUGGCCGAAGUGUACCAGGAUAAAGCUCUUGUUGGAGACUUCAUGAACCGAAGGUGUGACUACGAAGACCCAAAGGUUUGUGCCAACGAGUUUAAGGAAUUUGUGGAGAAGCUGAAGGAGAAGUUCAGUUCAGCACUGAAGAACACGAACAUGGAGAUCCCCGACACGCUGCAGGAACUGUUCUCCAGGUACCGAGUGUUGGCAAUUGGGGAUGAGAAGGAUCGCAUCAGGAAGGAGGAUGCCCUUCACAGCGUGGACGACAUCCACUUACUGGUGCUGCAGAACCUGAUCCAGAGCACGCUGUCCCUGUCCAACAGCCAGAUGAAGUCCUGCCAGUCCUUCCAGACCUUCCACCUCUACCGGAAGUACCGGGAGCCAGUGCUCGCCAAGGCCUUCGUGGAUUGCCAGAAGAAGGGCCUGGUCAACCGGCGCCGUGUCAACCAUCUGCUGGGCCCCAAGAAAAACCGGGCCUUGCCCUUUGUGCCCAUGUCCUACCAGCUGUCCCAGUCCUACUACAGGCUCUUCACCUGGCGCUUCCCCGUUGCUCUGUGCACCGAGUCCUUCCACUUCUACCACCGGGUCCUGGCUGCCGGCAAGCUGGACCAGCUCGACUAUUUUGCCUUCAAAGACCAGGAUAGCAGCGACCCCGCCCACCACAUGGUGCCCUUCGCCCUGGACGGGCCCGGGGGCCACUGCGUCACAACCCUGGUCCUCUUCUCCCUGGGCCUCAUGUCCGUGGACAUCCGUAUCCCAGAGCAGAUCGUGGUGGUAGACAGCUCCAUGACCGAGAGUGAGGACAUAAAGAGCCUGGGGAAGGACGGGGGCUUGGAGGAUGACGAGGAUGAGGAGGAAGACCUGGACGAAGGCUCAGGAGCCAAGCGCCAGAGUAUGGAGGUGAAGGCCCAGCAGGCCUCGCACACCAAGUACCUGCUGAUGCGGGGCUACUGCGCACCCGGCAACGUCAGCACGCGCAACCUCAACCCCAACGACAGCGUGGUGGUCAACUCGUGCCAGGUGAAGCUGCAGCUGCGCAGCACCCCGAUGCCCGGCCGUCUCGGGCCCCUCGAAGCCACUCCUCUGGAAGAGCUCCCCGCGGGCAUCUCCUGCCUCCCUGACACCUUCACGCGGCUGGCGUGCCCACCGGCGCAGGCCUCCAGCGUGGAGGACUUUGCCCACCAGAUGGCGCUGGCGGGGUACAGCUCGGAGGAUGUGUGCGCCGCCCUGGAGAUCCGCAGCACCGUGGCCGCCGCCGGCGCCUUCGGGGUGGACAGGGACAAGCUGAGCAGGACCUUCGCAGCCCUGGAGAGCACGGGCGGCCAGCGCACCAAGACGUUCCCCGACUACAUCCAGGAGCUCCUGGAGCAGCAGCAGGUGCUGGAGGUGGGUGGGAACACAGUCCGCCUGGUGGCCGCGGCCCACGCUGACCCCUGGCUGCUGCACUCGGUGCGGCCAAGGGGCGAGGAGGAGCACACCACACCGAGGAAGCAUGCCCAGGACCAGCACCCCGAGGGCCCCGCGCACAGCCCCCCGAGCGGCAAGCGGCGUGCCCACCUAUCCAGCCAGAGCAGUGACCCUGGUGCCGAGGACACCUCGAGCCCCCCCACAAAGAGGCCCACGCUCCAGGACGUGCGGCUCACCUCGGCUCCUGAAAACGUGGGUGCAAGGGGCCCGGGGCAGGAGGGCCAGGAAGCUGCCAGUGCCCCCGAUGCCCCUGGCCCCGAGCAGCCCAGCUGUCAGGCCCCCUCUGUGGAGGAUGCUGGAGGCCCCACAGGGCUCAUGAAGAGCUGUGUGGUCCCCAGCCCUGCCCAAAUUGCUCAGGAAAGAAGGCACGAGGACAUCUGCUUCGUCAGCCGCCCGUGGCGCAGCGUGGACGGCUACGUGAACGUGCCUGUGUGCAAGGGCAUGAUGGAGGCCAUGCUGUACCACAUCAUGAGCCGGCCCGGCGUGCCCGAGAGCGUCCUGAUGGAGUACUACGAGGGCGUGCUGCAGCCCGUGGCCGUGCUCGAGCUGCUCCAGAGCCUGGAGUCCCUGGGCUGCGUGCGGAAGCGGGUGCUGAGGAAGCCCGCGCCCGUGUCCCUCUUCUCCCGGCCCGUGCCUGAGGAGGCAGCAGCAGAGGUGGAGGCGGUCCCCGGGCUGGGGGACAGCUGCGCAGCAUUCUACGAGCCCACGCUGGACUGCACCAUCCGGCUCGGCCGCGUGUUCCCCCAUGACAUCAACUGGAACAAAUGGAGCCACUUCUAGAAACUCUGGAAGGCCCCAGAUCGGGGCGUGGUUGCUUAGACCCCCGGGCUUGGGUGCACACGGGCCCCCUGCAGAGUGUCAGGCAGUAGCCCUGCCACCGGCCCCCUGGAUUGCGUCGUGUGCCAGCCACGGACUCCAGUCCCCACGGCCUGCGGCCGGCUGCCCACAUGCCCCAGGAGGAAGGGCCUCGGGACGAGCCACGACGGGACCCGCGGGGCAGCCGCCCUUCCCCUGUGGCCAGAAGGGAGGCGCCAAGGGCCCGGGGCGCAUCCUGUUUAGUUGGUUUUUUCCUUGAGUAGACGUUAGCCCCCUAGCAUGUUUGUAUUUAUUUUUGAUUCAAGCGAAGUCGAAGGUGUUUAGUGUAUUUCCUGAGCCAUCGUUGGCCCCACGGCUCAGGAGGGCUCUGACUGUGGCUGGUGGCCACCGCGUCACGGCACAGGUGACCGCGGGCCUUCGGUGGGCACAGCAGCCGACCCCGCCACCGCCCCGAAGCAUCCCAGGCCUGAGGGCGCCGCUCUCUGGCGGGUCUCUUCAGCUCACGUUUGAAUUUUUUCUUCAUUACCAACAUGUUAAAAAUGUAGAGUUUUUACAUUCUGAAAAAAGGAAUCCGAUUCUCAUCUUUUGAAAAAUGCAAAGUUCUAGUAACGGGGGACAAACCCACAAGUGCUGGACAGAGUCCCUCCCUCCCCAGCCCAGGGCUCCAC
Messenger RNA from Perognathus longimembris pacificus (Pacific pocket mouse), 6974 nucleotides. It is a transcript of the gene Gtf3c1, whose product is annotated as general transcription factor IIIC subunit 1. Gene Ontology annotation, cellular component: transcription factor TFIIIC complex. The coding region runs from base 37 to 6270 and encodes 2077 amino acids. The record is from RefSeq and is a predicted model, not a curated record. Gene Ontology annotation, molecular function: DNA binding. Gene Ontology annotation, biological process: transcription initiation at RNA polymerase III promoter; 5S class rRNA transcription by RNA polymerase III. The transcript has 37 exons. Lineage: Eukaryota; Metazoa; Chordata; Mammalia; Rodentia; Heteromyidae.